Messenger RNA from Oncorhynchus kisutch (coho salmon), 1913 nucleotides. RefSeq names its product H/ACA ribonucleoprotein complex non-core subunit NAF1-like. The transcript is spliced from 8 exons. The record is from RefSeq and is a predicted model, not a curated record. Bases 178 to 1566 code for a protein of 462 amino acids. Gene Ontology annotation, biological process: ribosome biogenesis; box H/ACA snoRNP assembly; pseudouridine synthesis. Gene Ontology annotation, cellular component: sno(s)RNA-containing ribonucleoprotein complex. NCBI's taxonomy places the organism in Eukaryota, Metazoa, Chordata, Actinopteri, Salmoniformes, Salmonidae. Gene Ontology annotation, molecular function: RNA binding.
ACGACUCAACACUGCAGCCCAAUCAGAGCAGAUCACCACUCUGAACAAGUCUCCUCUAUCUGACCUGCCGGUCUUCACACGACUCAACACUGCAGCCCAAUCAGAGUAGAUCACCACUCUGAGGGGUUCCACCUCCUCCACCCUGGUUCGGUGUGAUAGUCUCUACCCAGCAACGGGAUGGAGGCCCAACCAGAGGACACUGCUUUGGUACCGGAGGUUCUUCAGAGCUCAGCAGAGACACACGGAGAGGAACUGGAACUGAACAACGGUACCAGCACCAAGCACCUGGAGGACGGAUGCACAGCUGAGACAGAACCUCAGGGACUGACCUCCGUGACCUCAGACAGCCGUUUACCGGGAGAGUUAACGGGAGGAGCAGAGGAGAUGGAGGUUACAGAGAAUCUCAGCUCUGUCUCGAGCUCCGAGCUGGGAGAUGGAACCACACACCUUCCCCAGGACCUCUCCCAGGACCCCCCCCAGGACCUCUCCCGGGACCUCUCUCAGGGUCUCUCCCAGGACCUCUCCCAGGACCCCUCUCAGGACCCCCCCCAGGUACUGCUGACGUUACAGGACGGUGUGUGUGUCAGGGACCAGCGGGACAGCAGCAGCUCCUCCUCAGACAGUGAUUCAGACUCCUCUUCCUCCGGUGUGACGCUGGCUGUUGUGUUAGGUCAGGCAGAUGAAGAUGAUGAUGACGACGAAGGCUUCAGUCGGGCAAGGAAACCCUGUUCCAUCAAAACCCUGGAUGAGAUCCUGCCUGAGGAGUUGCCUGCUGUCGAGGAGUUGACGGUUGUUCUACCAGAGGAGGCGGAGAUACUGCCCCUAGGAUCAGUCACCAGUAUCAUCCAACAGCUGGUGAUCAUUCAGUCAUUGAAGGACACGCCCCCUCUGAAGGACGACAGCGUCAUCUUCAACUCUGAUAGGCUGGCCGUGGGCAAGGUAUUUGAGGUGUUUGGGCCGGUCUCCAGUCCCUUCUAUGUGUUGAGGUUUAACUCAGAGAGUGACAUCGCAGAGAGAGGAGUGAAGCUGAAGGACUCCAUGUUCUACGCCCCGUCUCUCACCGACUACACCCUCUAUAUCCUCACUGAGCAGCUACGACGGUUGAAAGGCUCCGACGCCUCCUGGAAGAACGACCAGGAACCACCACCAGAGGCGUUAGACUUCAGUGAUGAUGAGGCAGAACAGAAGAUGAAAAGGAAGAAGAAGAAGGGGAAUGUUCAGAAGAGUGAGAGAGAAAGAGGACAGAGAGCUGACCAACAACCAGAUAGAGAUUCCGUCACCAGACCACAGAUGUCCCAGAGGCCUUUGCAACAGAGUCGUCCACCCCGUCGUGACAACUGGGGUCCCCCACCCCGAUACGAAGGGGCUCCGUACUACACACACCAGCCCCACUACCCCUACCCUCCCCCCUACCAGCCCCAGUCCUUCCCCCUCUAUCCUCCCCCUCCUCCCCCCCACAUGUCCUUCCCCUGGUCCCCUCCCCCCUCUCACCCCUACCACAACCUCCCCUUCUCUCACCUCCCCCCUCCUCCCCCACCGCCCACUGGCCCCUAUCCUCCUCAGUGAGGACACACACAACUAGUGACUGUACACCUCACCUCCUUGACACUCAUCAGCGUUGUUUGACCAAAUCAACACAUUCAAGUAUAUUUUUACUGUCUGCAUUUCAUGUCUGUUUUAAUAGUUUCUGUUCUUAAAUCCCCGGUAGUAGAGACUAUUGUAGUGAUGAUGAUAACAGCUCUCUACAGUUUAAUUAACAAAUAUGAUCCUGUUCUGAUACCCUCCUCUCUGUAUCUGAGAGCUGUUGGCUAUAUGACCCUGUUCUGGUCUAUAACCUCAUGUACCCUCCUCUCAGAGCUGUUGGCUAUAUGACCCUGUUUUGGUCCAUAACCUCAUCAUGUACCCUCCUCUCU